CCGAGUCGCCGCAAGGAGCCGCAGAUCUCUCCUCGACUCCCUUGUUCUGCCAGCUGUCCCAUCGGUGCGUGCUGUACGGCCAUGGAGCCGACCCCCGACGCCGAGGAGGCGCACACGGUGCGCGAGGCGCUGGGCCGCUACGAGGCGGCGCUGGAGGGUGCGGUGCGUGCACUGCACGAGGACAUGCAGGGGCUGCAGCGCGGCGUGGAACAGCGCGUGGCCGAGGCGCUGCGCCUGGCCGGCCCUUUGGCUCGCACCGUGGCGGAGCUGCAGCGUGACAACCAGCGGCUGCAAGCGCAGCUCGAACGCUUGACGCGCCAGGUGGAGGCGCUGGGCUUGGCGACUGGUGUGUCCCAUGCACCCGGCACGCCCAGUCCCCCUCCUGCGGCGGCAGUUACAGACCGCGCCCCCCGCCUAGGCACUGCACGCUUCUCCAGCCACGCCACCUUCUCGCUGUCCGGUCGCAGUCCGAGUGUGGACCCCGAUGAAGCCGGUGAUCUUGAGGUGAGACGAGCUUCGAACUCAUGCAUCAUGGAGAACGGACACCAGCUAUGUGCAGGUCCAGCCAAUGGAUCCUCUGAGGUCCAAACCUCAUCAGCCCCGGAGCCCCCUAGGCCACGCCCCGUGAGUCUCUCCUUGAGGCUGCCCCACCAGCCUGUCACAGCUGUCACCCGAGUCUCUGAGAAAUUCUCUGGGGAGACCUCAGCUUCAGCUUUGUCACCCACAUCUACUGCCAUUCUGGGGAGCUUCAGCCCAAGCUCUAGUGAUGCCAUCAGCCCUUGGACUCCUAGUCCCACUGAGAAAAAUUCCUCUUUCACACGGUCUUUGUCUGGCUCUGGGUACGGAGCAGUGACAGCUGGCAAACGCAAGGACAGCCCCCCAUUGGUGACCCCACCGCAGUCACCCCCAUCCUCGCAGCCUCCAGCUACGACUCAGGGCCCUCGCCAGGGAGAGCGUCGCAGGGAGUUGGUGAGGUCGCAGACGCUGCCUCGUACCUCGGGGGCCCAGGCUCGGAAGGCGCUGUUUGAGAAGUGGGAGCAGGAUACAGCAAGCAAGGGCAAAGGUGAGACCAGGGCCAAACUAAAGCGGUCACAGAGUUUCGGUGUGGCCAGUGCCAGCAGCAUCAAGCAGAUCCUGCUAGAAUGGUGCCGUAGCAAGACUGUGGGCUACCAGCAUGUGGACCUGCAGAACUUCUCCUCCAGCUGGAGUGAUGGAAUGGCCUUCUGUGCUCUGGUCCACUCCUUCUUCCCUGAUGCCUUUGACUACAAUGCCCUGAGCCCCACACAAAGACAGAAGAACUUUGAACUGGCCUUCACCAUGGCUGAGGACCUGGCCAACUGUGAGCGCCUCAUUGAAGUGGAGGACAUGAUGGUGAUGGGCCGGAAGCCAGACCCCAUGUGUGUCUUCACCUACGUGCAGUCACUCUACAACCACCUACGUCGCUUUGAGUAAAGCUGACAGCCUGGAGAAGCCAGGAAGAGACUCUGGGGUCCCUCACGUUCCGCCAUGGUAGCAUGACCCUCCAGGGGAGCUGCCUCAGUAGUGUGAGCUGCUGUUUGUUCUCUGGCAUGUGACCACGUGCCUUUCACACUCAGUUACUGAUUGGAAGUAUUGACGAGGCUAAGCUGAGCCCCACAGCUUCUCACAGCCAAGGGCUGAAAGGAAAAGGAAAAACUCUAGAGUCAAAGAAAUUGGUGCUAAGUAAUGAUCUUCCUAUGGUUUUCCCUGUGGUGAAUUUGAUACAGUGGCUUGACAGGGUUCCGUUGAUUAUCAAGUUUUCUUUUUUUUCCUUCUCCU
Messenger RNA from Acomys russatus (golden spiny mouse), 1797 nucleotides. RefSeq names its product smoothelin like 2 (gene Smtnl2). The transcript is spliced from 8 exons. Bases 82 to 1452 code for a protein of 456 amino acids. Gene Ontology annotation, biological process: positive regulation of vasoconstriction; actin cytoskeleton organization. Gene Ontology annotation, cellular component: M band; filamentous actin; microtubule organizing center. The record is from RefSeq and is a predicted model, not a curated record. Gene Ontology annotation, molecular function: protein phosphatase 1 binding; tropomyosin binding. Lineage: Eukaryota; Metazoa; Chordata; Mammalia; Rodentia; Muridae.